AUGUCGUCGUCUUCUUCUUCAAUCUUCAUGAGCCUGGAAGACCUUGAUGUAGGGGUUGUGAAAACAUUCCACCCCACUGAUUCUGAUUUAGUGGGAAGCUAUCUCUACAACAGAAUUAAAUCCCCAAUCCCAAUUGGAAAACAAACAUUCCCUGAGAUUAAAAUAUAUGGCACCACAGAUUAUAUCUAUUUCUUCUCCCCGGUCAAGAAGUUGGGUUCCCGCUGUUUUCGCAAAAUUGGCUACGAUGGGGGCACCUGGAGCGAGACUGAAUCUGCUAAACCUGUCUAUGUCAGUGGAAUUGAAGAGCCUUAUGGGAAACUAAGGAAAUUUAGAUACGAAAACAACAAAGUCAAAGGCUGUGAACACCAUGCUGCUUGGUUGAUGGAUGAAUUCACCAUCAACCAAGCACCCGAUUUGGCUUUGUGCCGGCUCAAACUCAAUGACAAAGGAGGAGGAAGAAAAAAGAGGAAGAAGAGUUCUAAUGAGACUAAUGAGGAUGAGAAUCACAGAAAGACAAUGUCUUUCAAAAACCGAAAACUUGAACCGAAAAGAGUUUAA
Messenger RNA from Rosa rugosa (rugosa rose), 558 nucleotides. RefSeq lists its product as uncharacterized. Gene Ontology annotation, molecular function: DNA binding. The coding region runs from base 1 to 558 and encodes 185 amino acids. Gene Ontology annotation, biological process: regulation of DNA-templated transcription. The transcript has 2 exons. NCBI's taxonomy places the organism in Eukaryota, Viridiplantae, Streptophyta, Magnoliopsida, Rosales, Rosaceae. The record is from RefSeq and is a predicted model, not a curated record.